Durio zibethinus is the source of this 1257-nucleotide messenger RNA. Lineage: Eukaryota; Viridiplantae; Streptophyta; Magnoliopsida; Malvales; Malvaceae. The record is from RefSeq and is a predicted model, not a curated record.
AGCGAUCACCAAAAAGGAACUCUCAUCAGAAUCCCAACUCUUUCACUCCAAGCUCUUGUCGUCUCCAACAGUCACUUUCCCUUCUCCAUUAUAAAGAAAAUAGCCAAAACCAUAAUUCUUUUUAGCUCAUAUCUCAGCUGAAACUCGUUUAACUCUUUUAGCCUUCAAAACGCUACCGUCUCGAUUCCAAGAUGAUGAUCAGAAUCCGCAGUCGAGACGGCCUUGAACGGAUCCAAGUCGAUGGCCCUCACAUAUCAAUCUCCCAAUUAAAAACCCUAAUUGAAUCCCAACUCCAAAUCUCCAUCCAGAACCAAACGCUUUCCACUGAUAAAAAUCUUCUUUUAGUUAAAACCCCCGCUGACCUCAUCCGCUUCACCGACAUGGCCGACCCUUGCACCCUACUCUCCGCCUUAAACCUCUCUCACGGCUCCAUUAUUUAUCUUUACUAUCACGGCGAACGCACCGUCCGCGGCGGCCCUGCCGUGUCUCCCGCCGGAUCAUUCGGCCGUAAAAUGACCAUGGACGAUCUCAUCGCUAAACAAACCCGGAUCACCCGCCAGGAAUCCCCUCACUGCGACUCUGUUUCCUUUGACCGCGAUUGCGCAUACGCUUUCCAACGAUACGUGAAUGAAACGCUGGCGUUUGCUAUCAAACGCGGCGGGUUCAUGUACGGCACCAUCUCGGAAGAAGGUAGAGUGGAAGUUGAUUUCAUUUACGAGCCACCUCAACAAGGAUUGGAAGACGAUUUGAUUCUUUUAAGGAAUCCCGAAGAAGAGAAAUUGGUUGAUGCCAUUGCGGCAGGGUUAGGGAUUAAGAGAGUAGGGUUUAUUUUUACCCAGACGAUAAUGCAAGGCAAAAAGGACUAUAAUUUUUCGAACAGGGAGGUUCUACAGGUGGCAGAGCUUCACGCCGAGAGCGGGCUGAAGGAGUGGGUAACUGUUGUGGUGAAGCUGGAAGCCAAUGAAGAUGGGGCUGCGGAUGUACAUUUUGAGGCUUUUCAAAUGAGUGAUAUGUGUGUUGAGUUAUUUAAGGAAGGGUGGUUUGUGACAGAGUUUGGAGAGGAUGAUGAUCCAAAGCUUUCAAAGAUGAAGAAAGAUGUUGUCGUCGGUGGAAAGGAUGUUAAGGAGGUUGAUAAUGAUUUCUUCUUGGUGGUUGUAAAGAUUUUCGACCAUCAGGUUAAAUGCCGGCUAUAUAUCUCCAUUAGAUUGAUGCUCACCACCCCUUAACUAUUUUUCUUUUUGUUAAGAAAGAGAAAGG